Messenger RNA from Danaus chrysippus (African queen), 1878 nucleotides. Lineage: Eukaryota; Metazoa; Arthropoda; Insecta; Lepidoptera; Nymphalidae. The record is from the annotation of a GenBank genome assembly.
CUGGCUUUGGAGACUGUUGUAGAAUUCGACAAACUCGACGACGUGAAAGUCGUCAAUAAUGUUCAAGAUUUCCUCACAAAAGUACAAAGACUAUUGAACAAAAAUCACAGAACUGAUCUAUCUACUCGGAGGAAGAAUCUUUAUCAGUUCUCAGAUUUUCUAGAAGACGUUAUAAUAGAAGUACAAUCAUUGGAAGACGAUGAUUUAUUGGAAAUAUUCAAUAUCAUCAAGAAGAAUGUCGAGAAACGCAAAAGAAAUGAUAUUUUGGAUGAAAACGGGAGAAGAUAUUUAUCAGGCAAACUAUCGGUAUUAAGACAGAAACCGAUAGUUGAAAUACGAAGUGAUUUAGACGAUCUAUUAAGAGAGUUGAGGAAUGAUAAACAAAAUAAAAGCAACUACAUACUAGGCUUCAUAAACACGCUAUACGAACGUGACGCACAACAUAAACUAAAGAAAUUCGUAAAAAAAUUGAACAUAUUCAGACGGAGUACCAGGAAAUCCAAAGUGGACUUGAAAGAUAUUAUCGAAAAAGUUAUAAACGACGUGAUAUAUGAACAUUAUAAUAAUUUACAGGGAGAUGAGAGACGCUAUAUAAAAAAAUACGUAAGAUCAUUCUUUGUAGAUGAUGUACCGAACGACGAAAAAAUCAAACCUACUGAAAACGAAGAGACGACCAAAUACGUAAAUACUAACGAAGAAACAAGCGAAUCAGUAGAACAAGCGGUAGAUGUCAGUCCAUUUACAGACGCCACACAGAAAUCUACAGUAAAAAUACCAAAAAACAACAAUUUGUAUCCAAAAACAACAAAAGUAACGAAAUCCCAAAAACAUGAGUUCAGAACUGGUUUUCCAGUAAGAGAAUAUCAAUUAGAAGAUGUAACUGAGAAAGAAAAAGACGAAGAUCGUGCCGAGGAUUCUGGGCAUCUAUUCAAAGCUCAAGACGGCGUCGCCACUCAUGAGAUCUUCGCAAACCAUUCGCUUGAAAUCAACGUUAAUUUAAUGCUCAAAAAACAUAAAGAUUCGCAAGAGGAAAACAGCUUUAAUAAGAAUAACUAUCAACACAGACUUUCUCAGAGGGCAUCGACGAAAAAAACUAAGAAACACAAAAAACAUCGCACAACCAAAGCUACUCUGUCUGCUGAAACAUUUGGUAGUUUACAUAAAAAAACUACAAGAAAACAUAUAACUAAAAAAAGGUCACGCGCUCCCAAAACUAGGAGUACAGCGAAAGAAGCUAUUCUAAGAACGAUGAUGAAUGUUGAUACUGCUGAAAAAGAUUCAGAGGCACGCUCUGAUGACGAUCGGCGUAAGAGCUUUAAAAAUGUCUAUACAGAAGACCAUAAAUCAGUAAAAACUACCAUAAAACAUGCCAUGAGACGUGCUAAUAUACCCAUUGAGAACUAUUUCAACUUUACUCAAACUACAAGAGUGAAUAAAGUCAUUAUACCAACAGUGAGAUCACAUCGCACAACUACGACUUCAAGGCCAGUUGUCACAACUACACAAGCUACAACUUCAUCGCCAAAAACUGUAACAAUUACUACAACUACACAAAGCGAUGUUUACAAUGAAAUACAACAUAAAAACGUUACUGACGCAGAAUUGUCUAGCGAGAUCGAAAAUUUAGAUUUAAAUAAUCCGGAAGACACAAAUUUAGUUGACUCAAACAAAACAGUUACUAAUGAAACUGUGAAGUUUAGUUUAGAUAAUUAUUUAAAGAAAUCUGAUUUACGAAAUGUAGAGAAUGAUGAAAAGAUGAAAAAUAUAGAAGAUACAAUGAGAAAUGACUUUAAAAUGUUAAUGUCUGCACCAACUACCACCACGACGGAGACCUUCACUGAUGUAUUUAAAGAGUUAGAAGAUGCGUUUGAGAUUUAA